Molecule: messenger RNA, 6054 nt
Organism: Puntigrus tetrazona (Sumatra barb)
Lineage: Eukaryota; Metazoa; Chordata; Actinopteri; Cypriniformes; Cyprinidae
Gene: cramp1
Product: cramped chromatin regulator homolog 1
Exons: 20
Coding region: 1575-4967 (1130 amino acids)
Biological process (GO): pattern specification process
Cellular component (GO): nucleus
Molecular function (GO): chromatin binding
Source: RefSeq, a predicted model, not a curated record
AAUUAUUCAUUACACAUCUGGGCUGAUGGUAUGACUUCGGCAGGAACGGAACGGCAACUGUUCAGCUAGCAACUUAGCGAAGCGACUUUCUCAAAGACAGUGCUGCUGAGGCAUCAGUCGUUGCAUUCGCUUAUGGUGUAAUCAGACUAACCGUCUCUCCGUGAUGUAACGUUAUGCCCUCAAAACACGUUUUAUGCUUUCUGCGGGCUGACAAGCACCUGUAAUCAAGCAGUCACCCACUGACAAUGUGUCUUUAACAGCUGACAACUUAUCAAAACUCACCUUAAGUUUAGAAUUAGGAUUGCUAAAUGACCUAGAUUUGCUGUCAAACAGUAUCCACGGUUGGGCAUGUGAUGCUAAAUCAACUUGCCACUGUAUCUCAAGCUGUUUAUUCGCUGUUUAUUUCUCGAUCAACUUAAGUAAUCGAUCAGAUGAUGCGGAGUUUCGUGUGCACUUGCUGUUUAGCUUGUUGUUACUCGUAUAUACUGGUGUGCACAUUUCACCGAACGCUCAAGAGGAUGAAACACAAACAUUUAUUUUGAUCUGAACGCUCCCCUCAAGUAGUGACUGGACACUGUCCGGGGGUACGGACAGCUGCAGCUGUUGGGAGCGGUGUUUGAGCAGCUGAGGUCGGUAUCUUAUUUCAUAAAGACAUUAUAACCGUGUUGUCUGUGAGAUAAAUCAAGCUAAGCGUUGCUGCGAGCACAGUAUACCAUUUCUUGGCUGCAAUAAUGUUUCGAAUACAAUAGAAAGCAGCAGACCCCUAGCAUCCAAAACGUACAUGCUUGCUGUUUUCAAUUAGAUUUAUAAAGUAAAAAGAAAAAAAACUUAAACACUAAACGCUAAAAACAUUUCUAUCUCUUAAGAGCUUGGACACACCCUAAUCAAGCAAAACACGGUGUCGUUUUCAGCUGAGCUUUUUAAUUUCAAUAACCAGCAAAGAUGAAAAAAAUCCGAGAGGUUUAUAUGUUAUAAGUGCGUUUAAUGAUGUUAUUUUUAUAUAUAUAUUUUUUCGCUGUGUAUGCAAAGCACCACACCACACACCCCCUCUCGUGUACGUGAUCUGUAUGUGCUCGAUCAAGUCUGUCCUGCUCGUUGUUGAGGUGAUGAUGAAAUCAACGCACGCUUAUCUCGGGAUAAAUUGGGACCGUGCGUGUCACUGAGCGAAAUCUACAUUUGGACAAUCACAAUAAUAACAGCUUCUGCUAUGAUAGUUACGGUGACGUAGAUAGACUAAGCAAAGUCCAGAGAGAGAGAAUAGCGGCUGCGUUGCCGCUCGCAUUAGGCUUGCACUGAGCGAAACGGCUCAAAAGCAGAUCUGGAUCCGAACUUGGCGUCCGCGUGCGUCGUUUUAUCGCAAACGUCCGCCGAAUGUCAGGUGUGCGCGUUGUUGUGACAAAACUAGAGAGUUUGUGAGUCAGAGUUGCUGUGGCUACGAGAAGCUCCCAGUUGCGCUGCGCGGAGUUGAACCCCAGUAGGAGCAGCAGCCAGGAGAGGACGACUUUGCCUGACCUCGUUCGCGCUUCGAAUAUGUUCAAAUUCCUCAAGUUUUGCUCUCGAGAAUCCCCGAACUCAUGGUGAAGAGAAAGAAGACGCCGUCUGCUUCCGAAGAGCUCGAGAAUGGGAUGACAGUGGGCCAAGGGGGCGGUUCGGGAGUCGAGGGGCCGAGCAAACCGGACCGAAAGCCCGACGGAGGCGAGGAUGGAGAGAGCGCAGAUCAGGCGAGCGAGGAGACGAGUACAAAGAGAGUCGGAGAGGAAACACUUAAUCCAUCAAGCGCGGCCAGCCCCGGUUCGGCUCCGACUCUUUCCAGCCCGACACCGAGCCCAGCCGGAGCCCAGGUGAACCCGACAGCGCUUUCCCCGGUCCUGGCCGCCCCGAACAACCAGGACCAGCAUCAUUUUCUCCGCUCCAGCGUGCGACCUCCGAGCAAGCGGAUACGGAAAGAUGCCUCGUCCGCGGCGCUGAACGGUCACGGCGGUGCGAAAGCGAAAGGUGCAGAAGCAGGUCCCUCUGUGUGUGUGACAGCCGCUGCAGGUUCAGCUGGAAGUUCUGGGGCAGGUGGGGCAUCUAGAUCGGCCCCGAAGGGCCAGGGUCCUGCAGAGAAGGAGGAAGGGGGGAGUCAAAAGCGAGUGCGCAGACAGUGGGAGUCUUGGAGCACUGAGGACAAAAACAGUUUCUUUGAAGGACUUUAUGAGCAUGGGAAGGAUUUUGAAGCUAUUCAGAACAAUAUUGCUCUUAAAUAUAAGAAGAAGGGUAAACCAGCAAGUAUGGUGAAGAACAAGGAGCAAGUGCGGCAUUUCUACUACAGGACCUGGCACAAAAUCUCUAAACACAUUGAUUUCAACAACGUGUAUUCACGUGUGCUGAAAAAGUCCUCUCAGGAGCUCUAUGGCCUCAUCUGUUAUGCUGAACUCAGGAAGAAGGUUGGAGGCUUGAUGGAUGACAAAAAUGUGGCCAAACUAAAUGAGCUUAUCCAACAGGGGGCCACAACAGUGCGUUCCAAAGGCAGAAAUCUGAGGAUCAAAGCUCCCAUGUGCCGCGCACUGAAGAAACUCUGCGACCCAGAUGGGGUGAGUGACGAGGAGGAUCAGAAGCCUGUGCGUUUACCCUUGAAGGUGGCUGUCGAACUUCAACCACGGAGCAACCACUCCUGGGCUCGGGUUCAGAGUCUAGCCCAUAAUCCUCGGCUCAGGAUGGUUGUUGAGUUGCACCGGAAGGUCUCCACUCUCAUUGAAUUUCUGAAGCAAAAGUGGGCUGUCCAGGAUCAACGAAUCCGUAAGAGCCUCGCAGAGCGAGAAGCUCUAGACGGCCUGGCCCAGUCCAGCGAGUCGGAGGACCUGUUCUUGUUUCCGGCAGAGAACAGCACAGUUACUACUUUGCCAGGUGUGGCUCGUGUCGUGCACUCAAAAGCUUCCUGCACUGUACACUGGCAAGAGAGUGGGCGUGGCCGCACAGGUAUAAGGGACCUGCCUGCAGCUCACAUUUUGGGAAUUCAACCUGCAAGAGGAAAAUCUGGCAAGUCUGGUCCGGUGGGAGGAGACCCGAAAAAAAGCGACGGACACCCUGUUGACGGUCAUGAUAGCAGCACUUCAGCUCCAGGGUUGGAGACCAGUGUAAACCCAAACCUGAGCACUACCUCUCCGGUCAGUCCAACCCUCACUCCGUCACUCCCCAAUGGGCCGGAGGGAAACGCGGUGGGGACUCUUGAGCAAGAAGCAGCAAGUCAGACCGAUGCUAGUGGGCGGGACAAAGAGACUGUGACUCAGGGAGACCCCGCCCCAGUCGAGGGCCGGACUGAGGAGCCUGGAACGGCAGGAGGGGUCGCUUCAGAAAAAGCACCGCCACAAUCAGAACCGCAUGGGCGUGUCGAGGAAGUGAGCGGGUCUGGGCGAUCUCCUCAACAAAUCCAAAAUGAAGGUUGGUGCUCACAGGGCUCUGAGAAUGUGACACUGGCAGAAGUCUACCUCAUGCUGGGCAAGCCUGGGAAACUACAGCUGGAGUAUGAAUGGCAGACUAAACCCCAACCCUCAGCCCUGCUCACCACUCAAAGUGUGCUUCGGUGUCUCCUGAGACUUGUGUCAUCAGAGGUCAACCCCAAACCAACCCCGGAGGUGUGUUCAGUGGGCACUUCACCUCUCAAAUCAGGUCAAGAGGAAUCGUCUGUGACUCCUCCAGGCAGAGCUCCAGCCGGGGCGGCCCGCAGUCCUAGCUGGAGUCGUCAGCAACAUGCCGCACGCUCAAAAAUACUUCUGAACAAUGCGGUCAUCACAGGUGGGAGAAACCUGCCACGGUCUCUGCUGGCCUCUGGAGGUGACAGCGAAGGAUUUGCUGUCCCGACGACCCUGCCUCCUAACAGCUCCCGCCAACUAAGGAUGUUCUCUCCUAAUAAAGAGGCGGAGCUAGCCUUUCGCCAGCAGCUGGACUCCAUCAGUUCAGAUAUAUUUUCAAAGCAGCGGAAAAUAGGCAGGGGGCGUCCUCUAAGGAAGCCUCUUGUGGUUCAGAGAACUCUUCUGCCACGAACAACUGGAGACACUUCGCCUCAUGUUUGCUCCUUCUCCAUUCUCUCCAAUUCUUCUGCUACAGGAACUGGCUCGUUUCGUCCAAUACAAGCUCGCCUUGCCCCGUCCAAUCGCCAACUUUCCUCAAAAGCCUUGUCCGCCACAGCCAGUUCUGCUCCCGCUACCCAGCUGUCCAGUGCAAUUGACCUGGCUGCAAAAUCUGCAGGUAUUAUUCCUGGCAGCCCCUGUCGGGAAGCGGAGGCCUCUAAUAUAGAUAAGGCCAUAGUGGAGUCUGAGGAGGCCAUGGACUCGGCACCUGCUGCAUCUGAGCUAGAGCCAGAUCUACUUGAUCAGGAGCCUUCUGAGGAAUCAUUGCAGAAUGGUGUGUCUCCACCAUCUCCAGGGGGUGGGGACUCCCUCUUGGCUCCUCCAAGUGUUGCCUCCUUAUUGGAUAUCUCUCUACCUGGCCCCCCAGAGGAGUCUCUUCCUUCUGGAGAGCCACAAACUCAAAUCAGCGACUCUAUUAUUGAGCUCGCCAUCAACUCGCACUAUGGUGAUGGAUCAUUGCUCUCACCUCCUAAACUCAAUGGGAGUGAUAGAUCCAAGCUCCUUCCCUCUUCAUGUGACAGCUGGAUGCCGUCCCCCACACAUGACCCUCAGUGGUACCCCAGUGACUCUACUGAUUCAAGUCUUGGCUGCCUGCUCUCGAGUCUGGCAUCUCCUGAUAAGACAAGAAGGACAGCCCUGCCUCCUUCGAGUAACACAGCCUUACUUGGACCCAGUUUACUGGACAGCAACUCCCACGAUUGUUUUCAGUCCCGCGGCCUGCCGGAUGUAGCCGAGGUGGACACCCAGCUGGCCUGUAUGAUGAGCGAGAGCAGUGUCGACUACAUCGCCCGCUUCAAUGACCUCGCACAGGAGCUCUCUGUCACUGAACCGACCCUGCCACCUCCUCCUGAGGACUGACGCAGGGGGCGGAGACUGUCAUUGUUCACGUUGGACAGAAGAAUGUUAACCGGAGUGCAGUGCAGCUGUAGGAAGUGCAAUAGACUGGCAGGGUCCACAACAGCCUUUAGGCUUGUGUGUGUGUGUGUGUGUGUGUGUGUGUGUGUGUGGGAGCGUUCGUGGGAGCGUUCGUGUAUGCGUGUGUUGAUCAUUCUGUGGCUGAUGUCUUAUGAGCUACACCCAGGACACUUAAACAACAAAAAAAAAUAAUUCCAGUUUACAGCACAACCUCAUGUACAGAGAAAACAAGACCUGCCAUAUCUGAACAAAUACCGUCUUCUCAUCUGUGUAUCCGUCUCUGUUGUCUUUGUCUCACUUUUGUGUGCGUGCAUGUGCAUGCAUCUGUAAGUGGAGCUUGUCUUCGUCAUGUACACAACACGUUUAUGCGAAACCCUCUAAAGCCAUAGGAGUGCGUCUGUGGACGCGCUUCGUUUACGAGACCUCAGAAUCUGAUUGGUUUUCUUUUCAUCAGAAUGUUGCAAGUUUGUGAAAGCCACACUACUGAAAGGGACAAGGGCUUCUUUUUGUGAGAUUAUUACGAGGACUGAAUAACACACACUAAACGAAAUGACUGAUAACAUAAAUGCAGUGUAGUUGCAUCAAAAGUGAGAUUGAACAUAUUACGCUGUUUUUUUUUCUUCUUCCUCAUAACACUAGGACUUUUGUUUCCUGCCGAAUGAAUAUGAAGCCAAUAAUUUGUAGAUUCUAAAACUGAGUUUUCUUAUGUGAGACUGUGUGUUUGUGUGUGUUGUGUGUGUGUGUGUGUGUGUGUGUGUGUGUGUGUGUGUGUGUGUGUGUGUGUACAUUUAUGUGAGUGUUUGCACAGAUGUAAAUAGACAAUAACAGACCCCAGUAUUUACUGCUUUUGUAACAUAUUGUAAAUUAUUGUCAUUUGGAUUUAUUUAUUGAUAACUCACUGAGACAGUGUUUUUUGUUUAACAUGUCAGAUGCAGGCAUUUAGGAGCUCCUCUCCGCUGUUUUAAAGAGUUCUGUGUUGUUAAAAGGGGUUUUUUAAUCCCGAUGUGUAUAAAUAGAGCUACAACAAACA